AUGUCGACCAUCACUGCUAUUGUCACCGCCGCGCGACCACGCGCAUCCUUCACGACCCUUCCAGUCGAGAUCCAAUCCCUGAUCUUGUCCACGGCCGUCGUUCCAUACCCGAUCCCUCACCCUGGCGGCAGCGCAUACGCCCCUCACAACCAUCACCCGAAAUCGCUCUCCCGCCGCAAUCCUGUCCACAAGCUUGAUGUCAUCAGGAUCAGCAUCCAGCGGAGCUUUGGGCCAUCGAUCGGCAUGGGCCACAUCCUGGAGGCGUACUGCUCCGUCAACGAGCUCACGGUCAUGCUGCAUCAGGUAUCAGGACCAAGUGCGAACACCAUGACGACUGCGCAGCCGUUCGCGACCAACUGCGGGACGUUCGAGGAGAACCCUGCACUGCAGGCGCAUGUGAAGAGUCUAAAGAUCAGUGUUCUGAGCGUCAUGAUCAUUGCGCAGAAGAAAGGCGGCGUGGAAGUCAAAAUCACGGCUAAGCAAGCCGGGUAUACUGGCCGUCUCGAAGAUACCGCCAACAAGUUGCUUGCGUUCGGACUCUUCCAAUGUCUUGAGCAGAGCUUCAGCGCAGCACUCGCACUCGCACUAUUUAUCACCUGCAACAUGCCCGACCACAUACAUUUGCCAGGGAUGAAUGGCGAGGGAUCCUUGAAGAUCAACCUUACUGCUCCAACCUCGCUCCUCCAAGCGCACGAAUCGACGGGUCGGUACACUCAAAACGCAUCGCACGAUGCCACCCAUUCCAAGCAACACAAACAAGCCGGCGAACAGAGCGAGCCAGCGACGCAGCACCCGACGAAUAUGGCGAACACCAGCACUAAGUCGACGUAG
This is a messenger RNA of Saxophila tyrrhenica, 831 nucleotides long. RefSeq lists its product as uncharacterized. Lineage: Eukaryota; Fungi; Ascomycota; Dothideomycetes; Mycosphaerellales; Extremaceae. The record is from RefSeq and is a predicted model, not a curated record. The coding region runs from base 1 to 831 and encodes 276 amino acids. The transcript has 2 exons.